Molecule: messenger RNA, 1287 nt
Organism: Fusarium odoratissimum NRRL 54006
Lineage: Eukaryota; Fungi; Ascomycota; Sordariomycetes; Hypocreales; Nectriaceae
Product: heme-binding peroxidase
Exons: 2
Coding region: 162-1157 (331 amino acids)
Biological process (GO): response to reactive oxygen species; cellular response to oxidative stress; hydrogen peroxide catabolic process
Molecular function (GO): heme binding; peroxidase activity
Source: RefSeq, a predicted model, not a curated record
UUUGGCAUUUUAGUUUUUUCAUUUGUAGUCAUUCCUUCCUUCCCAUUCUGAAUCUGUAUCUUUAACAUAGGAACUAUAUUCUGAUCGAGUAUACCCUUUGUUUAUCUUAUACCCUAUCGCGCAAAUUUCUUUCUUUAUUUUCUCCAUCAAGUCUUUUCGAGAUGACCAGUAUCGAUAAGCCACUAUCAGAAAGCCAGGCCUCGAGACCUGGUGACUUCGAAGCUGUCAGAAAGUCUAUCAUUGAUCUUCUCCGCCAGCCUGACUACGACGAUGGAAGUGCCGGCCCUGUUCUUGUGCGCCUAGCCUGGCACUCUUCUGGCACAUAUGACGUAGAAACAGACACCGGAGGCUCAAAUGGCGCUGGCAUGCGCUACGAAGCUGAGGGUGGUGAUCCUGCCAACGCCGGCCUUCAGAAUGCUCGCCUCUUCCUAGAGCCCGUCAAGCGUCUUCACCCAUGGAUCACAUACUCAGACCUAUGGACACUUGCCGGCGUGACUGCCAUUAGAGCCAUGGGAGGCCCGGAAAUCGAUUGGUUGCCGGGGCGAACCGAUUUUGUAGACGAUAGCAAGCUUCCACCUCGCGGCCGUCUUCCUGAUGCGGCUCAAGGAGCAGACCAUAUCCGAGACAUCUUUUACCGAAUGGGCUUCAACGAUCGUGAGAUCGUGGCCCUCAGUGGUGCACACAGUCUCGGACGCUGCCAUACGGAAAACUCGGGCUUUGAGGGUAAAUGGGUCAAUAAUCCGACACGAUUCUCGAAUCAAUAUUUCCGCCUCCUGCUGUCCGAAAAAUGGACUGAGAAGACAGUCCCUGAAUCUGGUGUUACUCAGUUCUCCUCUGUUGACCCUGACACAGAAGAGGAGUUGAUGAUGCUCCCAACCGAUAUGGCUCUGACAACAGACCCCGAGUUCUCCAAAUAUGUGCGUCUGUAUGCUGAUGAUAAGGAAUUGUUCUUCAACGACUUUAAAGCAGCAUUCGCCAAGCUGUUGGAGCUGGGAAUAGCAAGAGACGCAGAGGGGAACAUAACGAAUAGCGACAACGAGAAGGGAGGGUAUAGAAGCGCGCCGAAAAAGAGCGAUUCGGUCUCAACUAAUGCAGGAUUCAGGCAAGGAACCAAGACAAAUGGUUGCCCAGUUAUGCACGCCAGGGCAAAGCUUUGACGUAUUGUAUGUUAGUUAUAUCCACGUAGAGUAUGGAUGGGAUAGAAGAUAGACAAGUAUAAUUAGAUAGCUAUAGAUUUGUUUGUUUAUAUAAUUAUGCAUAAACCUCGGAAUUUAUCUGCUUAAGGGC